Molecule: messenger RNA, 1434 nt
Organism: Echinococcus granulosus
Lineage: Eukaryota; Metazoa; Platyhelminthes; Cestoda; Cyclophyllidea; Taeniidae
Product: protein of unknown function duf729
Exons: 5
Coding region: 1-1434 (477 amino acids)
Biological process (GO): mitochondrial fission; aerobic respiration
Cellular component (GO): mitochondrion
Source: RefSeq, a predicted model, not a curated record
AUGGAAGAAUCCAGCCUCACAACCAACAGUGUAGAAUGCUCCUCUUCCCAACUUAGUCUGGUCCCCAUGAACGGGCCUUUUGAUUCUUCCUCCUCGGACCUCGGUUCCCCCCGCUCCAAGUCAAGCUCUGAUCUUCCACCCGUUGCCGUCCGUUACGUCGGUGAUUUGCCCUCAAGGACUGCUUACGAGCAUAAUGCGACACCCUGUCCUCCCACCAUCUUCGCCUUCGACGCAGACCGUGGGGAAUUUGAGAAGUAUCGAUCGGAGGUGGCAGUAGGAGCCGAGGUGCCUUCCUUCGCAGGUCCAGAGGUGGUCAACAAACGGUGCCGACGGAUCUUUGCGCGCUGUGAUGCCUGGCUUUCCCAGUCAACUCAAUUUUAUGGCCAACCACCUGAGAGUCAACCGGCUUCUGUGGCGGGAGAGUAUGAAACCCAGUCAUCAACGUCCUCAGCGGUGCUGGCUGAUGAUUCGGUUUCACAGGUAGCAGCUAAAAAAGCAGCCGGAGUAGUAGCUGUGCACGAGUUGACGGAUGCGGAUAGGAUCGCCAACCUGGAGAUUGAGUUGGGUCAACUUCGAGCCCAGCUGGCCAAACUGGUGUUCCAGCAGGAGCGCGAUCGUAUGGGUUUUCCCGCCACCGCAGCUUUUGAUGGUGAGAAGACAGCACCAGUAAAGGAGUCCUAUCGCGAGAUCACUAUCGCUGCCGCCAUCACCUCGCCCCCCACUGCCGUCGACGAGGCGUUCAGUGACUCGGGGGUGGUGGAGACUGCCUCAUCGGGACUUCUUGUGCCGCCAUCACAACCAGCGUUUUCUGGGCCUGUUCCACCUCCUCCUCCUCCUCCUCCACCGCCGCCACCUCCACCAUCGACCUUCGAUUGGCGCAGCAAGCUGCUGGAAAAGAGGGGUCUCAACCCGUCAAAACUGCCACAACCAGCAGCUAGGGGUGACAUGUCCCAAGUUUUAAAGGAGCUUACUUCUGGUUCAAUCAAACUGCGCUCCGUGCGUCGUUCCACUGGUGGGACACCUAUCCGAGAGCGCGAUGUUGAUCCCAGUCGACUAGAUCCCGCCGAGUUGAUUGCACGUGCAUUGAAAGCGAAGUUUGCCAACAUGCGCCACGAGUUGGACAGCCCGGAGAGUCCGGACAGUCCGAAGAGGCAACCAAAGGAUGACGAAAACGAUAACGAGUUCACACCGCCCCUCACUCCGAUCUUUCAAACACCGAUGCUGCGGCGAGUUCGCAACCGAGGAGCAGAAGGUGCUCUACGAUCUGGUGAUUUUAGAGCAAAGCAAGGUGCCACUUCUGAUGCGACUACUUCUGCUACACUGCCUUUCGGCCGUCACAUGCUACGUCCAGUAAAUCGCGAUAAAUUGCCCGUCUCAGUCCUUUCGGAACUGAGCUUCGACACCCCCAAUUCUUCAAAUGUUUACUCACCAUAA